AUGGCCGUCGACGACUCUGCCUCCAAGAAGGCCAAGCGCAAGCAGCUCAAGGCCGCCGCGGAGGCGGAGGCGGAGGCCGCUUCGGCCAAGAAGAAAGAGAAGAAGGAGAAGAAGCGGAACGCGAAGGAGCCGUCCCCUCCGCCCCCGUCGGCCUCGUCCUCUGACGAGGAGGAGAAGAGCAGCACCAGCUCCGAGGAGACAGCCCCCGCCCCGAAGAAGGCGAAGAAGGAGAAGACGAAGAACAAUGCUGAGGUCUCGUCUUCAGCCUCAGAUGACGACGGCGAGAUCACGGCCAGCAGCGACGAGGACCCCGCGGACCCGAACGCGCUGACGAACUUCAGGAUAUCGGAGCCGCUGAGGCAGAGCCUCAGGUCCAAGGGGAUCAAGGCGCUGUUCCCCAUCCAGGCCACCACUUUCGAGCUUGUACUCGACGGCAGCGACUUGGUUGGCCGAGCGCGCACCGGUCAGGGAAAAACUUUGGCUUUUGUCUUGCCCAUAUUGGAGUCUUUGGUUAAUGGGGCAAACAAGGCAUCUAGACGAACUGAACAUGGCAGGACCCCAAGUGUUCUGGUUCUGCUACCAACAAGAGAGCUGGCCAAUCAGGUGCAUGCCGACUUUGAGUUUUAUGGUGCAACAUUUGGGCUUUCUGCAUGUUGUGUGUAUGGGGGUUCUCCUUAUCGUCCACAAGAAAUGGCAUUGAGAAGAGGUGUGGACAUUGUUGUUGGAACUCCUGGUCGUGUCAAGGAUUUCAUUGUAAAAGGAACUCUCAAUUUGAAAUGUUUGAAAUUCCGUGUCCUUGAUGAAGCUGAUGAGAUGCUUAACAUGGGCUUUGUUGAUGAUGUCGAGCUCAUUCUUGGCAAGGUAGAAGAUGCUACCAAAGUACAGACACUUCUGUUUAGUGCCACUCUGCCAGAUUGGGUGAAUAAGCUCUCUAUGAGGUUUCUGAAAGUUGACAGGAAAACAGUUGAUCUUGUCGGUAAUGAGAAACUGAAGGCCAGUGCAUCUGUUAAGCACCUUGCUCUUCCUUGUAACAAGGCAGCAAGGGCACAAGUUAUUCCAGACAUUAUCCGAUGCUAUAGCCAGUCAUUCUUGCUGGAUUCCGUGAGUGGGAAGUUCCAAGUUUUGGUUGCUACAAAUGUGGCGGCUCGUGGUCUGGAUAUUAAUGAUGUGCAGCUUAUCAUUCAGUGUGAACCUCCCGUGACGUUGAAGCUUACAUACACCGGUAAUACUGGUGUUGCUGUCAUGCUUUAUGAGCCCAGAUAUAAGCACAGUGUGAGCAGACUAGAAAGGGAGUCGGGGGUUAAGUUUGAGCAUAUCUCUGCGCCACAACCUACUGAUGUAGCACAAUCUGCUGGCAGUGAAGCUGCGGAUGCCAUUGCGAGUGUGUCAGACAGUGUUAUUCCUGUCUUCAGGCAGCAAGCAGAGCAGUUGCUAAGCUCUUCCAGUCUGUCUGCAGCUGAUUUGCUUGCCAAAGCACUUGCAAAGGCAGUUGGUUACACGGACAUAAAGAAAAGAUCAUUGUUAUCUUCCAUGGAGGAUUACACUACACUACAUCUUCAAACUGGCAGACCAAUGUGGUCACCUGGGUUUGCUUUUACUAUAUUGAAAAGGUUCAUGCCAGAAGAGAAACUUGCAGAUGUAAAGGGUGCAACCCUCACUACUGAUGGAACAGGGGUUGUAUUUGAUGUUCCUGCAGCAGAUGUUGAAGACUACAUUCAAGCUUCGGAGAAUGCCGCACAGGUGACAAUUGAUGAAGUCAAGCAACUGCCACCCUUGCAAGAGAAGGAGCAGUCAAGAGGCAACUCUGGCGGAGGAAGAUUUGGCCGUGGAGGCGGGAGAUUCUCUGGUGGUGGCCGUGGAGGCAGCUUCGGUGGUGAUGGCAGAGGCAGAGGCAGAGGCGGAGGCGGCAGAGGGUUUUCUGGGAGGGGAGGCGGCGGCAACAGAUUUAACAGGAGGAAUUAG
Messenger RNA from Miscanthus lutarioriparius, 1962 nucleotides. NCBI's taxonomy places the organism in Eukaryota, Viridiplantae, Streptophyta, Magnoliopsida, Poales, Poaceae. The record is from the annotation of a GenBank genome assembly.